CAGUUGAUAGGCUAUUAGAUAUUUAAAUGUGUAAUUCUCCCUCCGAUCUGAGACCGGCAGCAAUACAGCGUCUAGUCUGCCGGAAACGCACAAGAAGAAGAAAGAGACAUACAGUAAACAGAGAACACCACAAAUAUGCAGACGAUUAAAUGUGUUGUGGUUGGAGAUGGAGCGGUGGGAAAAACCUGCCUUUUGAUUUCAUACACAACCAACAAAUUCCCCUCUGAAUAUGUACCAACAGUGUUUGAUAACUAUGCAGUAACUGUCAUGAUUGGAGGUGAACCUUACACCCUAGGAUUAUUUGAUACUGCGGGUCAGGAGGAUUAUGACAGGUUACGGCCUUUGAGCUAUCCCCAGACUGAUGUUUUCCUAGUUUGUUUCUCUAGUGUUUCACCCUCUUCAUUUGAGAAUGUUAAAGAAAAGUGGGUACCUGAAAUCACUCACCACUGUCCGAAGACACCAUUCCUGCUGGUUGGAACUCAGAUUGACCUGAGAGAUGACCCUUCCACAGUAGAGAAGCUGGCCAAGAACAAACAGAAGCCCAUCAGCCCUGAGACAGCUGAGAAGCUCGCCCGUGACCUGAAAGCAGUCAAAUACGUUGAGUGCUCUGCCCUAACACAGAAAGGACUAAAGAAUGUGUUUGAUGAGGCAAUACUGGCUGCCCUGGAGCCUCCGGAACCCAAGAAGAGGCGCAAAUGUGUGCUGCUCUGAGCAUUUCCUCUCUUCUAUUGGUUAGAGCAUUUCAUCAACACUACUCGGAGAAAAGCAAACCAUUAUUGCACAACGUUACUUCACUCUUAUUGGUAACUGACACAAAUAUUUUUACAAUGUUUGCAAAGUAGUGUGUGAACUUAACUGAACUAGAUUGCUCUAUGCUAGAAACUUUGCAAUAUAACCCUCUUAUGUAGUAGUACACAUCAUUCCUAGAGCCAUCUCAGUAUUUUUCAGUUAAACAGAUUGGUGGCUGCAUAGUCUUAUCAGAAGUGUGGAAGGGUCACAGACACACACAGCUGAUGAUUGGGACCAGUGACAACAGGACAAAACAAUUUUACCUUCAAUACUGUCGGCAAUAUUCCCCAAGUUUUUUUUUUUUUUAAUGAUUCCCUUUUUUCAGGUGUAUAUAAUGUUUUCAUGAACACCUGAGGUGAACAUAAAUCCCCUUUCAAUUGGGAAAGUGAUAAUAGAUUCUGUAACAGUCAGUAGUAACAAUGAUAUGUUGGUGCCAACCCAGUUACAACAUAUGCUAUGUUUGUCAGGGCAGUAUAGUAGGUUUUUUUUUUUUUUGUCUUUUAAAGCAAAUGCCUUGUCUGAUGUCACAUACUCUAUUGCAUUCUAGGCACUUAAGUCUUUACUGCUCUGAAUGAAACGGCUCAUUGUUGCAGUGUAAAACCACCAUGAGACUUUUGCUUUAGAAUUUCACUCAGUUGACAGAUUGUUCCUCCUCUGACAGGAACAGAAUCUUACAGGAUGUUUAUUUGUUUUAUACAAAAAUGUACAUCUCCCGUUGUCACAAUUUGAGUAUAAGUGAAUUUCUUGAAAUGUAUCAACCAAAUAAAGUUUAGAAUUCUCAA
Oncorhynchus nerka (sockeye salmon) is the source of this 1571-nucleotide messenger RNA. Its product is annotated as cell division control protein 42 homolog. The transcript is spliced from 6 exons. The record is from RefSeq and is a predicted model, not a curated record. Gene Ontology annotation, biological process: Cdc42 protein signal transduction; establishment or maintenance of cell polarity; modification of synaptic structure. The coding region runs from base 136 to 711 and encodes 191 amino acids. NCBI's taxonomy places the organism in Eukaryota, Metazoa, Chordata, Actinopteri, Salmoniformes, Salmonidae. Gene Ontology annotation, molecular function: GTP binding; GTPase activity; protein kinase binding. Gene Ontology annotation, cellular component: dendritic spine.